This is a messenger RNA of Esox lucius (northern pike), 7432 nucleotides long. It is a transcript of the gene zmat3, whose product is annotated as zinc finger, matrin-type 3. The transcript has 6 exons. NCBI's taxonomy places the organism in Eukaryota, Metazoa, Chordata, Actinopteri, Esociformes, Esocidae. The coding region runs from base 3357 to 4367 and encodes 336 amino acids. Gene Ontology annotation, molecular function: zinc ion binding; nucleic acid binding. The record is from RefSeq and is a predicted model, not a curated record.
CUUAUUAUCAAAGUGCCGAUUAUUACAGAAAUCUGCAGCCUUUGAACUAUGGGGAAAGCAGCCAUUAUUUCGCCCGGUUACCAGCAGAAGAUUGUGACAGGAGCCACAUACCCCUUCAGAAAACCCAUCAUUCAGCAUUACAGGCCCCAUUAUAUCUUCUAAAGUGAGUGUGUAGUCCAGUCGCAAUAACAACUAUUUAUCUAGGGAAAAGUUUAUGUUUGUUUCUCAAAGACUGAUAUGGUUCACCACAAACACAACAUACAUCCACAGAUUUUGACUGGGUUUUAUUGGGUGAUUUUGUGAAAAUGUUGAGAAUCAAUGAAUUCCAUAAUAACCAAGCAAAAUGAUUUUAUAAAUCUUUGAAAAAUUAAAACAUCUAAAAUAUGACAUUUAUAUAAGUAUGGAAACCCUUUCACGCAACACCUUUGGCAGUGAUUACAGCUUUGAGUCUUCUUGGGUGUGAUGCUACAGGCUUGGCACAUGUAAAUUAUUCGGGAAGUUUCUCCCAUUCUUCUCCGUAGAUUCUCUCAAACUCUGUCAAGCUGGAUGGGGAAUGUUGCUGCACAGCCAUUUUCAUGUCUUUCCAAAGACGUUCGAUCAGGUUAAAGUCGCAUUGAUAUGGCUGUGUGCUUAGGGUUGUCCUGUUGGAAGGUGAAACUUCACACCAGUCUGAGGUCCUAUGGAUCAUAUUUUUAUGUAGGACAUGUCUGUACUUAGCUCCAUUCAUCUUUCCCUCGAUCCGUCACUGAAAAACAUCCCCACAGGAUUAUGCUGCAACCACCAUGCCUCACAGUAGGGAUGGUGUUGGCCUGUUUUUUCCAGACAUGACACUUGGCAUUCAGACCAAAGAGUUCAAUCUUGGUUUCGUCAGACCAUGGUCUGAAUCAUGGUCUGAGAGGCCAUUAUGUGUCUCUUGGUGCCUUUGGGCCAAACUCCAAGAGGGAGGUCAUGUGUCUUUUUCUGAGUAUUGGUUUCCGUCUAAAGUUCUACAACCUAACCAGGAGGGAAGUGAUUUUAGGGACACUCAUAAAGUGUCAAAUAUAAUCAAAUGAAUACAAUAUUCUUGAUUUAAUCAUAUUUGAUGAUUACAAAAGAUUACAAAAAACUACCAAAAGAAUAAAGGAAGGGUUUGAAUUUCUUAUGAAAUUUAAAAAUGCAUAUAAUUCAAUUUCAAACCAGUCGCAUCAACACACCCAACAGAAGUCACUGGUAGCUUCAGGAAAAUUCCAGAAGGUCCAUCUGGGCCAGCCCCACCCCUACAUACCUGCCUCCUAUUGGGAACAUGUCUGGGGAGGUAUUUGAGGGCUCCCAUGGAGCUGCUCAGGGACGAGGGCGGAAGCAAGGAUAAUGGACAAGAGAACGCUACAAGAUGGAGGAGCUGGAAGAUGUCCAGGAGAUGGAGGGUGCUUGAGCAGCUGCCAAAGUAGUGCCUAUUCCUCCCAAACACACCUGUGACCUUUCCCUGUCUCUCCCUGUUACACUGGUGUAGGAUGCGGUCAUAGCCCCAGGCCAGAGACACAUCUCAAGGUUAAUUUACAUUUUCACAAUUUCACAAAAAUUAAGAAUAUAUAUUUGGGAUAUAUUACCAAAAUACCAUAAUUAAAUUCUGUACGCAUUUUAUCUAAUAGGAGUUAUUAGUUGUUGUAUAUUGGCCAUAUACCACACCCUUCAUGUCUUAUUGUUUAUUAAACGUAGGGGGUAAAAACAUAUGUAAUUGAAGGUUAUUAGUUUUAUUUUCACAGAAAAUUCUUGUUGGACUGUUCUUGCUGACACAUGCCUUGACAUUCUCAGUCACCUUGGAAUUUGUUUCUCUUCUGUUUUUGCUGACAUAUCGCGGUAAUGCAUGAUCACCGCUUAUUGAAAAAUGCGCUUUCGACCACAAUCUCCAACUCCAUUUACUGAUGUCUGUCCUACAGAUCUAAAACAAUAUUUAAAAUUAGACAGUUCUGCCAUCGGUGCCCAAAUAAUGAACCCUCUUUCAAAGUCUUUUAGAUCCUUUCCUCUUGCCAUCUUGAUCUAAAUAAGAGGUCAAAUGGGCAUGCUCAGCAUUUUUAUACAUGCCACGAAGCAUUGCUUAUUUGUAUCAUGCAAAUAAGCAAUGUUUGGAAGCAUUAGAUUUUUAUGAACUUUAAGUUCCUUGACUAAUUUAUUCAGGUCUUUCAUUAAAUUUGUCACCCGUCUGACAAACAUUUGAAGGGCUUUUCAACAUUUUAAGAAUAUUUAUAUAUAUAUAUAAUAUAUUCUUUCACUCAGAUACCAAAUGCCAAAGUAAUAGAACCCUCCUCUUUAAAACCCUAAAAUACCUUUCCUUUAGCUACUUUCAGUCUCCAAUUCAUAAACCCAAGGCCAUCCCUCUGGGUACCUUGCCAAUUCUUCAGGACUUGCAUAUUACAUGAAAUUACCGUGUUAAGUCUCAGGAGGAGUAUUAUGUACCCAUGAUGCAAAUAGAGGACUUUGACUCUGACCUUGGGCUAUGACAAUGUAGGUUCCUGAGACUAUUUUUGGGACCAGGCUACAUUCUCCAAUGGACACGUGAUUCAGUUUUAUCUCCUUGUUACUCGGCAAGUGGAAGAAAUAGCAGUCAUACAUGAUACUAUACUGAAAGGCUAAGCAGAUGCAAAGUAGCUUUUGGUAUGAACUUCAUUAUAGGAUCCAAUUAAAAUUAUGUUAUUGGAUACCUCACCAUGUGUGUUGUAUGAACAUUCAUACCUGAUGUGGGAAACUGACUGUAUUUGGGGUCUGAUGUCUAUUUCUGGUUAUUGGAGCAUGUUCAGCUCUUCAGGCUACAUUGUAAUUGAUAAGAAUGACAUUGAAGUGGACAUUGUGGGCGUAGUAUAGUUGGACCAUGAUUUUUUAAAAUUAUUAUCACAAAGUUAAAUUAAGCAUGCCAUUUCCUUGUCGUUCCUGCAAUGGUUACUGGAAUCAAAAACAUCCCACAAUGUUAUUUUAGGUCUGUGAAUCACUGUUGUUGGGUGUCCAAUCUGAGUUGAUACAGUGGAAACAUCAGACAUGAGUGCAGCUGCUGACAACCCAACCCCCCAAAAAUGUGGCCACACAUGAGUGCCUGAAAUGUAUCAUACCCAGUCAGGCAGGCAAUGGUCUGUUUCAAUCACAGCAAGAUUGAGAGAACCUUAAGGAAUCUGUUGCAAGGAGAGGAGCCCAUGCUUUACUGCAGCCGGCCUUUUUCACAAAGACCAUUGAAACCAACUCUCACUGUAUUUUUUAUUAUCUUUCUUUUUCCCCAGGGAGAAACACAGUUGAUGACUGUAGUUAUUCCUAUCAUACUUAUUAAAGUGUAGAACUAAUUCUAAUACUGGCAUCACAAAUAUUUGCAUUGGCCCUUAGGACCAGAGUCUAUGCUCAAGCCUUCACUGAGGCUAUUUGGCCAGCAGCAGCCACUGUUCCAGCCAAUGCCUACACAUCCCCUAGGACCCCCUCCGCCAACCCUCGGACCCCCUCCACCAGUGGUAGUGGGCCCGGACCCCCUCCACUUCCCCAUCUCCAGCACCCUGUCCACCAAACCUCCAGCUCACCUCCAGCUGAUCCAGGGCCCCCCCUGCCCUGUCCCCUGCCCAGUCCCAGCCCCCACUGCCCAGGCAGCCCUCAGCAGCAAGCCCCAGGAGGAGGAGGCUGAGAUGGGGGCCACAGAUCAGGACGCUACCUUAGAGGAGCUGUGUAAGCCUCUGUACUGCAAACUGUGCAACGUCACCCUCAACUCCGCCCAGCAGGCACAGGCCCACUACCAGGGUAAAAAUCACAGCAAGAAGCUGAGGAAUUUUUAUGCAGGUAGUCAGCAGCCGCCUGCAAUUACAAUUCCGGAGGUCAUAGAGCCAGGUUCACAGUUACUGCUACCAACUCCUCUGACCGACAGUGCAACUUCCAAACAGCCGGUAUCAUUCAAGGGUGCCAGCAGGGUGAUUUUAGCCACAGAAAAUGACUAUUGCAAGCUGUGUGAUGCCUCAUUCAGCUCCCCGGCUGUGGCCCAGGCACACUACCAAGGCAAGAACCAUGCCAAGAGACUACGGCUAGCUGAGGCCCAGCAAAGCAGCAUCAUCCUAGAAUCGGCUGAAUGUGUCCAAAGGCGUCCGAGGAAAGAAGGUAGCGAGUACAGACUGAUCAAGAACCGCAGGAGCCCACAGUUGCCCCUUGCCUUGCCAGGGCCUUACUACAACCCGCGGCCCAGGCAGAGGAUCCCCAGGGACCUUGCCAUGUGUGUGACACCCAGCGGCCAGUUCUACUGCUCCAUGUGCAACUCCGGGGCCAGUGAGGAGGCCGAUUUUCGCCUCCACCUCGAGAGCAAACAGCACAAGAGCAAGGUGUCGGAGCAGCGCUAUCGCAGUGAGAUGGAGAAUCUGGGAUACACUUAGAAGAGGGGAUGGAAGUGUGGAACUUACAUGCGCCAGAGGACUGUUAAAUGGCAGGAAACUGCAGCAAAUGUGAAAGGGUGAAAGAGGAGGGUACAUUUAGGGAUUGAUAUGCAUAAACCACUCUAAUGUUCAGUUUUUUCAUGCGUUUGGAUUCUUGAUUCUUUUGUUACAGUUUUCAUUGGUUAUAGUACUGUACAUAUUUGAUCUUUAUUUCAAGACAUUUUUAAAAGGUUCACUCCUAUCACAUGAUCAUCCAUGUUAAAUCACCUUUCCUGCAUAAAAAUUAUCUUGCAAACCAGUCAUUUUAGAAAACAAAUUCAGAGAUAAUGAAUUCUAGAUAACGUUUAGAGAAUAGUUUUGAGGUUUUAUUUUUACUUUCGUAUGGGGUGAUCAUGUUACUGAAGUGGCUCUUUAACACAAUAUCCACUUUUUGUAUGUUUGUGUAUGUUUCAUUCAUAGUUAAUUCUGUUGUAAUUUACUGACCUGAGCCUGGGCAGGAUUUUCAUGUAUUUUGCACUUCAGAUGGAACCGGGGAUUUUUCCAUAUUUCAAGCUGAAUUCUACCCAUGGUGUUUGAAGCCAACAACCUAUGAGGAAUGGAAAAAUCUGAAGAACUGUAACUCAAAAUCAGUUUCCUUUCACAGGUUUUAAACAUUUUAUUACGUUUGACUAGAUGGGCAUUUCAAUGUGUGGAAGGAAGCAAAGAUAUAUAGACUUCUACCAGACCAGGUGAAUGUACUGUGAUUGCAAAGACAAUAAUUUCCCGGCAGGCCUUGCACAAACAAGUGACAGAAUUUUUUUCAACGUAAAAGAAGUUCCCUUUCCUCAUGUGUGUUGACAUGGGUUUGGUACAUCCCACUAGCAUCCUGAACAGCCCUGUAAACUCAGCCUCUCAUCCUGUUUCCUUGUUAGUAUUGGAGCCUUUGAAAUACAGCUGCUGUAAGCCCCUGACUUCCCAAUGGGAGAUCUGAUCUCAGAAAACAGUACCUUCGGGAGAACAGAGAGCAGCGCUAGUUUAAAUUGGGUGAAUUAGGGUUAUUUCUACUUGGCCUCUACUCAGUCUCAUUUAGAGGAAAGGCAGUUUUGGCUGUUUUUCAAGCCAAACCAAAGCUUGAGUUUACGUCCCUAAUAUAUCUGCCUGAUGCAUGCCUGCAUUCAUUAUUGUUUUUUUUUCUCCAGUCGUAUUACCAUUAUUGCUCGUUAAAAUGUUUUGUAUCAUAUACAUUUGUAAAGCAUUUAACUAUGAUCUUUUUAUGAAUUUUAUUAGUUAUCAUUGCUUUUUGAUUUAAUUGAUUGAUUUAUACAUGUUGUGUUUUCUAUGUGUGUUUGUUUUUACAGCUGGAGAUUUUUUUUAUUUGUUAUCUAAUGUAUUUAAGCUUGUGUAGCAUUGCUUUAUUAUUUAUUUAAAAUUCAUCAUGUUUUCAUAUUGCACUGUAUAUAGUUUUUGAAAUUUACAUUUGUGCAUGAUAUUAUCAGAAAAUAUACAUAUAUAUUUAAGUAUUCAGAAUAUCUUACUAAUAGGAGUUGAAAAACCAGGCCAGUUUGCCAGAGGUAGUGACGGGACCAUUACAUAUGACAAAAAGUACUGUAUGGGAAUGAGUCACACAUAUUGCACUUACUAUAAAAGAGACAAUGAAGUUUUAUACCGAUUUACUUUGAUUAUUGUUAUUUGUAAAGCUCUACUUGUGUCCUGAUCUGAUUUGUAUCAAAUGUUUACAGAGUGGUCUAAAGGGAAGUCGAUCAAAUUUAAUGUUGAAUCCAUCUACACAUGGAACCUGUUUAGUCAUUUCAAAGCCACUUUAUAAUAUGCUGCUAAACAUAUUCAAUGCCUCUGAACAUAACUUGUGAUAAAAUGCAGUAUUUUUCUUUGGAGUUCAAACCACUAUAAUUAUUUGGACUGCAUUGAUUAUGUUACACAUGAAGUGAUCUGCAUCAUCUGGUUCAUCUAACAGCUUAACCACGCCGGGCAGGGUCCCUUCCUAUCUGGAGCUAACACAGUAGCCAAUUCAACCCAUUUCAUAUUGAUUCCUUUGAAGUCCAAAUAUUAUGCUACUUUACAAUUAUGUAACAUUCCACUUAAAAAGGGAGCAUUUCCCACAGGGAAAACCUCAAGGUAGUUCCUCAGAGUAUAUAGACUGGGUCUGAGUGCAAUUCGUUUGUCCAAUGUGAGUAUUCAUAUCUCAUUUGGUGUUCUAUUUCGGUUUUAGAAAGCACAGUUGUGUCUAAUUAUAAUAUUUGCACGGCUGUGGGGUUUGUAUUUGUCUGUGUUCUGUCCACUGUGGCCUGAGGCAGGAACCAUUCUCCGCUGGACUUGGUGAAGUGGUGCAGCAACGCAGCUGUUUGCCGUUCUAUUAGGAAGCGGGGAACCGGUGUGGGAACAAGCAUUACCCCAGGGAGAACCACAGAGAUAAACCCUCUCCAAAUUGAGCUGUGUACUCAGACCAUUGGGGAUAUCCUCCUCUAUUCCACUAGGAAAUCAAUGUCAGCGUUGCAUGGCUGGCUCUGAGUUGAGUUCUUUUUCUGCUGUUCAGAAAUAUUACCUCAAAGAUAAAUGGUCUUAUUUUGUUAAGGUAUAUUUUCAGGCAUUUUAUGCUUAUUUAGACGAAAGAGUGAUGAACGAUUGAGGAGUUUUUACUGGAAGAGUAAUAGGUCAGAUUGAAACCUACGUGGCAGCCGUACCUGGGUACUAGAGGCAGUGGCGUGGACUGCUGGACCACCCUGCAUGAUUUUACAGCUUUUAGAGAAGGUCAAUGAUAUCUAGGGAUAAGGGUUGUAAAUAAGGGAUAGCUGCAGUGCCUUUUUAAUGACACACAAUCUCAUCGAAUGGCUGCCUAGGUCAUGGACAUGAUUCAACACAACAAUCCACAUUUCUAUUGGAGGCCGAAAUAUCAUUGCUGGUCUCAUUAAAUAGUAUCGACUUUCCUUUGGAAGAAAUAAUUGUAAAAUGUCUUGACUGUACAUAUGUUUGAAGUAUAACAGAAUGACAACCAUUGUUAUAGAAACUAUUGGAGCACUUAGGUCACGGUACAAUAUUGAAUAUCUAUUUAAUAAAAAAAAAAGGUUCUA